AUGGAGUUAGGGUCGAGUUUGUUGCUCGACGUGCCCUUCACACAGCCUGAACGUAGCGAAGAGCCUGCGCCAUUCUCGCUGGGAAGGAUGUCAAGAACAGAAGAGGCAAAUGUCACCGCGUCUCAGCCAUAUAUAGAGCAUGCGAGCGUUAUACCCUCAAAAACGCACUUGAAUCGCGCCAAGCCCUCCUCGACUUUAUUGUGGCCCGCGAUCGCAGUCUUCGUGGGAGUUACGUUGCUAUUAUUUUCACUCUGUGGCAGUGCCCGGAGCAUCCAUAGCGGUACGGCCGUGCGGAGACUUGCAACCCGUGGUAGCGGAGAAGAAUCGAGUGGCAGAAACCCCUUCUUUGGCGAGGAGGAGUGGAUUCCACUCGAUGCGGAUGAGCUCGCGGUGCUGUGUCUUGAAUUGGGGGGAUGGGCACCUACGACAGCCCCUCAGAGCGUUUCAAGCCCUUCAAUUCGGAUGCCACCAGUAGUUUCAACGUCAAGGGGGCAUGCGGGAACGUAUAUGUUGCAAGGUUUACAGACUCCCAGUGAUCUGUCUGGGGCGUCGACAAGCGAGCAAGGGCACCGAGCGGCCGGGCAGUAUAGAGGCCAGCGUAUUUCGCAUGGGGGUUCUGAUGGGUGGGGGCCGAGUCCUAGCAAGGUACGAAGACGUUCAUGUGAUAGCUCUGAACAGACAGGUGCCGUGACAGGUGCUGUCACUGGGAGCAGCGCUGAGCAGAGACUUGCACAGGCAGUUCAGCAAACUACUGGCACGCCCUCUGCGGAUGGCAAGCUGCUAGAGUCUGGAGCGGUGCCCACCCCAUUUGCUCACGAGAAAAAUCUAACGGCUUCGACCGGGGAUAUCCAAGGUGUACGGCAAACGCAGUUCUCUGUACGGUCAGGAUUGCAGCAGUCGCGAACUAUCCCUCCGGAGACCUCCACUGCUCCGCCUACAGGAAGCGCCACCCGUACUGUAGCCGCCUUGGCAGACUCCGAAGAGGCAUCAGCGUCGGAGAGCGUGUGGGUGCCUGGGGGUCAAAGCGGUUCAUUUGCCACUGCGGGGCCGGCCCCAAAUGGCUCUGGCGAAGCCUCAGCAGGAUUAGCAGCUCUUCGGUCGUUCCUAGGGCAAAGCGAUCCAAGAUCCCCGAGUACCAAGAAGCAUCCUUUUGUUCGAGUGCCCACUUUAUCGCCUCAUGUGAGAGUCUCGGAAAUAGAGGAGAGGCAUCCGCAACCUUGGUCUCCCGACGAGCCCAUUUACCACAUCCUCAGGGAUGUUAGAAACUUAUUUCUAAAGCCGGCGCUCAGCCUUAGAGAGGCGAAUCAGUUGGUGAGCGGUGCUAUUAGGUUAGCUAGGCGCGCCCUCUCAUCUAUGACUUCACCUGUCGAUUUUAGGGCCUCUGUGGCUGCAGAAGCUUUAGGACGUCGGUUCCUAGUUUUCAACGCAUUUCAUACAGUCCUGAAGCUUACGGGAGGCAGCAAACCGUAUUUGAGUGGAUUGUGGCGGGAUCUUGUUGCAAAAGUUCCAACGCUGUACACGCGUGCUCCCCGCGGUAUGUUCAACGACAAGCAUAGGUUUCAUCAUGAGCUUUCGUACCAGCUAAGCGCAGCACUGGAAUUAUAUAAGAGUGGGUCCUCCCCUUCAGAGGAAGAAAUGCUUGAUAUCAAGCGCAAGCUAUUUUGCAUGGAAUUCUCUCCUCAUUGCUUCCGUCGAGGGUGUUGGGAUCUAUGGAGACAUGACGACGCGAACUUUACAGAGUGGGCGUUGAGAUGGGGUGGCGUGGGCGCGUUUGAGUUUCGAAUUCUGGGGGACCUUGGAAGUGGCGAGGGGGAACAGCACCUCACGGAGCAAACCCAGAAGAAACAGAAGCAGACUGCUCCCUAG
Molecule: messenger RNA, 1866 nt
Organism: Eimeria mitis
Lineage: Eukaryota; Apicomplexa; Conoidasida; Eucoccidiorida; Eimeriidae
Source: RefSeq, a predicted model, not a curated record